UUAUUGAUUUAGAUUAACUAAUCAUAACUGUGAAACGAUGGAGUGCCAUUGAAUUAACGAAACUUUUGUUUAAAUCAGAAAUUUUCCAUUUCCUAAUUAUUAUUAUCUUUUUUUUCUCCACACCACCACCCUAAUCACACCUUUGUCAAAAACAGUCAGAUGUUUUUGAUCAAAUAUUAACUUUUUUCUUUUUUUAUUUUGACUUUAAAAUUGAUUCCUGUUUCUUGAAAGAAAGAAAAAAAAGGAUUUGAUCUCCUUUUCAUAUGUUGCAGGCAUGAGGUGAUGCAAAUUUCUUUCUCUUUGCAUCACACACCAAGUUUUGUUCUUCUUUCAUCUUUGAAGCUUAAGAGGUUUGUUUAAGUUUUUAGCAUCAAAGCCUCAAGAGUGAGACUUGAAGAUGUCAUCUUCAAACAAUAAGAUGAAGGGCCUUUUAAAAGGCCUUAGAUAUAUUUCUGAAAUUUUUGAAAAUGAGAAAGAGCCUGAAAUGCAGAUUGGUUUGCCAACAGAUGUAAAGCAUGUGGCUCAUAUAGGAUGGGAUGGGCCAUCAUCAGUAAACUCUGCACCCAGCUGGAUGAAUGAGUUUAAAUCAGACGGUCGGGAUGAUGAUCCUGCCAAAUGUGUCUCUCAAGAUGGGAUCAACCGAGAAGGUUCCAAGGGUCAAAGUUCAUCAUCAGUAACAGACAUGGCAGAAGUUCCUAAAUCAUCAAAGCGCAGUUCAACUUCAACCAAGACUAGUAAAGAAGAGUCUACAGUGAAGGAAAAAGGAGAUAAACCUUCCAAGGAAAAGCCAGAUAAACCAGAUAAACCUAAGCACUCAAAGAAGAGUUCCAAGAGCUCUUCUUCCAAGGAAGCUUCAGAUGGCACCACCAAGCAUAAGAAAAAAUCAAAGGAUCCAAACCCAGCUACUGACUCAAACUCCCAAGACCCCUCUGGCGUCCCUAAGAAAAGUAGUCGACGAAAUAAGUCCAAAGAGUCUGUUGAUGGAUCCUCCAGGCGAUCCAAGACCCGAGACUCCGAUAUCGGAUCCGAUGCUGGCUCUAUUGCUGGUGGAUUAGACCGAGAUGAACGACUAAGUAAUGCUUCAGCUUUUGAAGGAGGGGAUUCUUGAGGGAAUAUUCUAAUGUUGGUGGUACCAUUGUUUUUUUGUUGUAUACAGUAAACACCUGAUAGCUACUAGCUAGACUCUCUUUUGCUUUAGUAGAAACCAUAUACUUGGUUUUUUUUUCUGGUUUCGUUUCCUUUUUCCCACACCGAGGAAACCUAACCUUGUAUGAGUACAAAGCUCCAUUGGAAUUCAUUGUUGAAACUUGGAACUGAUUCAGUGGUUCAGCUUUCAAUGGAUGAAAACUUUCAAUGCACUCAUACACUCAGCCUUGUCUAAAUCUAACUGUUAUGAUGAGAAGGGAUAGUCAAUCAGAUCAAACUGAUGAUCAUGGCUAUAUUAUGAUUUGAUUGAUUUUUUUAUAGAUAAUAAUGAAUGGCUCAUGUUUA
Molecule: messenger RNA, 1491 nt
Organism: Gossypium arboreum
Lineage: Eukaryota; Viridiplantae; Streptophyta; Magnoliopsida; Malvales; Malvaceae
Product: CRIB domain-containing protein RIC7
Exons: 4
Coding region: 398-1108 (236 amino acids)
Source: RefSeq, a predicted model, not a curated record